AUGUCUGCGCCCAUGAGACCGAACUCAGCGCCGACUUUACCGAGGCCGGAGGAAGCUCGGGACUCUUCAGUGGGUGAAGUGACUUUUCAAGGCCAGGCGAACUGUGGAAAACUUCAACUUCCAGGCAAACAUCAAUCAUCUAACGCAAACAUCAUUCCACACGAACUUCUACUCAGCCUUACCUCCACUGUCGGUAGCAAGAGUGGAAUGGGGCACACAGCACACCAUCGGCACUGCAAGGGUUGUGGAAUCAGACGACCAGAUGCAGUCUGGCAUCAUCCAAUUGGACGCAAGAAAUAUAACUACUUUCUGGAGCAGCCAACAUCCCUGACUGGAGCUGGCAGGGAUAUUUCGUUCUUGUGUGAUGCUGUGAUAACACAGAAGAAGACAACACCUCUCCCACCUGUGACUGAGAAGAACAUCACUGACAAACAGAACAUGAGUCUCCCAGAAAAUUUGAUCCCAGAAGAAUAUCGCAUGGUGAAAAACAAAGGGAUACAGAAACUUCAGUUCUAUGAGGAUGCAUUCACAGUACAACUGAAGGAUGAUGACCAGAAGCUCCGAGUCCUCCCUUCACUAAGGCCUAGUGGCAGGAUGGAAGCAGUCCAACUGAUGAGGAUGAUGGACGACAUGCUGGAGAAGGCCGGUGUUGAUAAGCCGAGUGAGGAGCUGACAGAACUCUCCCAACUGGAAGGCCUGCUUGAGCUGGUUAAGGUUGAGCAAAACAUCUACAACAUUGUUUUCCAUGAACUCAUCAGACAGGUGAGCGUCGGCUGCGCUGAGAGAGGACAGCUACUCGCUAAACUCAGACAGCGUUACCAGUCCCUGCUUGACCGAAUCCCACUCCAGCUGAAGGCUUUGCACACUGAGGCAGUAGCACAGCGCUCUCUGGAUCGCCAGCUCACUAAGGAGAUCCACCGUAUCAAGACAUCCAUUCAGGAACUGAACAUGGAGUUGUCCAAAAUCCGAGACCAUGAUGCCUUUGUUUCACAGCAGGCGGAACAUGCACAUCGACAGCUGGCAGAGUCCCUCAAGCAGACUCACACCAACUCAGAUGUGGUCCAGGGUUACCAUGAGCUGUAUGAGCUGCAGAGGGCGCGACUUGAGGCUCAGCUGCUCCAAAUGACCGAAGAGAGGGACUGCUGGAGCCAGUGUACCUUCUCCCUUGCACUCAAGGUGAUCAGUACUAAAAAACUGCAGCUGGUCAGUCAACUCCAUAUCAGUGAACAAAGCUGGUUCAAGUCAGCGGAACACUGUAUCCUGUACAUCACUUCAAAGAGUACAGAGGACCUGGAUAUUGUCAUGGGGCUUGCUGACAUCUGGAGACAGCAGUUUACGGCUUUCAUGUCCCAGCUUAAGGAGACUGAGCAUGCUAAAUGCUCUCAGAUUACUGCUAUCAAGCAAGGCAUCACCAGAUGGCUUUCCUUUUUUGCUGCACAGAAUAAGUCCCCUGAGCCAAAAUACGACAAACAUUCAAUGGAGGAGAUUCAUGAUGAUUUACUAAGUUGGUCAGAGUGUGAGUCCUACCAAGGUGAAAAACAGCUCUGCUGCCAACAGACACUUAGUGAACUUCGUAGUAUUCAGGAAAAAUGGAUUAAUAUGAGCUUUCAGCUGUUCAGAAGACACUUCUCUCCCGGUAGUGAGCUUCCUGGUGGCCAUCAGGUCCUAAAAGAACUGGACAGCCUCCUUUCAGAACUUCUCAAUCACCUGGAAUCACAGGUCACUGGAGAGAACGGGAUUCAUAAAAAAAUCACUUUGCUGAUUGACUUAAUGCAGUCAUGGGUGUCCAGAACUGAUGCAAUGAAUGGAUGGCCAGAAAACAUACCUGUGUCUGAAUGGCUGAAGCUGGAAAAAGCACUGCAGGAUUGCCAGAGUUUGUCUGAAGAGGCUUUACAUCACAUCUCUGUCAUACAGCCGGAGAACAAGACAGACGAGAACCAACUAUCUUCCGAAACAGAAAAGGUGUUGGAUAAAGUUCAGGAGUUCAUAACCAACUUGUCUAACUUCACUGAGGGUGAGAACCAGAGACUCCAUGAAGAGGUCAACUCGCUUCAGAAGGCUCAGACUCGUUGGAUGUUAGAUCUCUUACUCCUUAUGGUCCCUGACCAUAAUGAGGAACAGACUCAAGAGGAACUUCACUACAUGAAAGACAUCUCGCUGCAGACUCUGGAGGACGAUGGCCAGAUGAUUUCAAAGAACCUGGACAAUUUGUCUGGUCACAUCACCAGCUUAUGUAACCUGAUAAUGGAGGAACAGGUCACCCUGAACUUUCAAAAAGAUGAGCGUGAAAGUGGAAUGGCGGAGUGUAGUGCACUGCAGGCCGAGUCUGUUAACUGGGUGGAAAUCUAUAAAAUACUGCUCUCAGGGGUUAUAAGUGCUCAAGUGGAGCUCUCAAUCAAACAGGCUGUGCUCAGCCACAACAGCAGCGAUCCUGUUUGUCCUCCUGGCAAGACGGGGAAGGUAGCGAUUUUUGACAGCCCUGUUGUGAAGCUCAUAAACUAUGAUAGAAACAUCACACAGAGAAAACUGGAAGAAAGCAGUGUCCACCUGAAUGGGAUGGAUGCACUGGUUAUGUCUCCAGUGACAGAAGAAGCCCAGAAAGCUUAUAGUGAUCUGACUACAGUUGGAUUAUUACAACAAGAACUGCAUGACUCUGAGGUGCGAGUAAAGAUUGCUGAGCAGCGAGCCCUAAAAGCUGAGGAGGCCCUGCAUGCUGCCCUGGAGAAGAUUCAAGAUCUGGAGAGACAACGGCGCAAUCAUCCUACUCCGGACACCAAAAGUAGUGAAGAAAAUAGUUCUGCCUUCCACACAAAUGGUGACAACUCCAACUCCGACAAAGAAAUCAGCUGA
Molecule: messenger RNA, 2850 nt
Organism: Salarias fasciatus (jewelled blenny)
Lineage: Eukaryota; Metazoa; Chordata; Actinopteri; Blenniiformes; Blenniidae
Gene: axdnd1
Product: axonemal dynein light chain domain containing 1
Exons: 24
Coding region: 1-2850 (949 amino acids)
Source: RefSeq, a predicted model, not a curated record